Marmota flaviventris (yellow-bellied marmot) is the source of this 1131-nucleotide messenger RNA. NCBI's taxonomy places the organism in Eukaryota, Metazoa, Chordata, Mammalia, Rodentia, Sciuridae. The record is from RefSeq and is a predicted model, not a curated record.
GUGGAUGCCGGUGGCAUUGACUUCCAGGCAUGAGGUGGUUCCUGCCCUGGACGCUGGCGGCGGUGACAGCAGCGGUGGGCAGCGUCCUGGCCACGGCCCUCGUUCCGGCCCCCACAGCCAUGACCUUCACCCCAGGGCCGCUGGAAGACACAACGGCGAGCCCUCAAUUCUGCAAGUGGCCGUGUGAGUGCCCGCCAUCCCCACCCCGCUGCCCACUGGGGGUCAGUCUGAUCACAGACGGCUGUGAGUGCUGUAAGAUAUGUGCCCAACAGCUUGGGGACAACUGCACAGAGGCUGCUGUCUGUGACCCCCACCGGGGUCUCUACUGCGACUACAGUGGGGACCGCCCGAGGUACGCAAUAGGAGUGUGUGCACAGGUGGUCGGCGUGGGCUGCGUGCUGGACGGGGUGCGCUACCUCAACGGGGAGUCCUUCCAGCCCAACUGCAAGUACAACUGCACUUGCAUCGACGGCGCGGUGGGCUGCACGCCCCUCUGCCUCAGCACUCGGCCCCCGCGCCUCUGGUGCCGCCGCCCGCGGCGGGUGAACUUGAAGGACCAGUGCUGCGAGCAGUGGGUGUGCGAGGACGACGCCAGGAGGCCACGCAAGACCACGCUGCGGGACACCAGCGCCUCGGAGGCUGCAGGUGAAGUGGAGCCCUGGCACGGGAACUGCAUAGCCUACACAAGCCCCUGGAGCCCCUGCUCCACCACCUGUGGCCUGGGGGUGUCCACGCGGAUCUCCAACGUCAACCCCCGGUGCUGGCCCGAGCAGGAGAGUCGCCUCUGCAACCUGCGGCCGUGUGACGUGGACAUCCAUCUGCACAUCAAGGCAGGGAAGAAGUGUCUGGCCGUGUACCAACCAGAGACGCCCAUGAACUUCACCCUCGCAGGCUGCGUCAGCACACACUCCUACCGACCUAAGUACUGUGGGGUCUGCAUGGACAACAGGUGCUGCAUCCCCUACAAGUCCAAGACCAUUAAUGUCUCUUUCCAGUGUCCAGAGGGGCCUGGCUUCUCCCGCCAGGUCCUGUGGAUCAACGCCUGCUUCUGCAACCUCAGCUGCAGGAAUCCUAAUGAUAUCUUUGCUGACUUGGAAUCCUACCCUGAAUUCUCAGAAAUCGCCAAUUAGG